CUCCAGGAGCAGCCCAAGAUGCAAAUGUCCCUCGUCUGCCUGUGCCUGUGCCUGCUCAGCACAGCCCUUGCCACACCUGUGCCACCGCCGCUGACUGGGAAUGCUGCUGGGAACUGUGUGGGACAGCACCGGAUACUUCUGAAAGGCUGCAACGCUAAGCAUGGCUUCUACAUUUUCAAAUAUGUCUACUCAUUCUCAACGCGGAGGAACCAGACACAGAUAAAGAAAGAAGAGGCUGACCAUCAGAGGAUUAUCCCCAGCCGGCUGGAUGAGGACAAUGCCAAGCAGGAGCCACCAGCUGGGACAGCUGGGACAGCCCCAGAGCACAGUGACAACAGCAGCACUGAAAUAAUCGAGUAUGGGAUUGUCUUCAAGCCUGAAAACCACACCACCACAGGCAUCAGCAGGGAUGGUCCCAGUCCACGCCCUGGCACUGGCACACGAGCACGUGGCAGUGGUGGCAGCACAGGUCCCACCCCAUCCAGCUCAGAGGGCAGCGGUGAUCUGGAUUUGGUGGUGGAAGUUGAUGGUGGCACUCCCAUUCUUCCUCAGGGUGAACACCCCAGGGAGGUUGUAGCGGGGAACAAGUCCAGUGUGAGGAGUGAGGACAAGGAUGACGGUGUCCCUAGGGUUGUUCCAGUGGAGGGGGCCAUGACCACUGGGAGGAGGAGGGCUCCUACUACCAGAGGGGUGGGGGAUGAGGGCAGCGGGGAGGCCACUGUCUCUGGCCAAGGGCAGCAGGGUGUUAAGCAGGAUACAGGGACAGAAGGCAUCUCUCGGUCCUCUGUCACCGAGAAGAUGGAGGAUGUCCAAGUGGAUGCUGCAGGUGUGGAUGAAUACGCUUACGUCCCUGAUUCAGGCAGUGUCACCAUCACCCGUGGGAGCCUGGGCAGCACAGACAGGGACACCAGCUUCACCCGGGUCUCUCCAGACAAGGAUGAAGAGGUCAACAUCUUCAUUGGGAGGGCAAACAUCCGUGUGGGGGAGCAGGAAACCACCCAGGCUGGUGCCACAGUGGGUAGCAAGGAUGACGGCAUCCCUUCUGUGGGAACCAGCAGCCCCGUCUCCAGGCUGGACGUCACUGCGGCACCCAGUGGUGGUGAAGACGACAGCAUCCCUGCCCGCAGGCAGCCUGAAAGACUGGCCACCACAGCCACCCCAACUCGUUGGGACAGUGUCACCAGCAGCCUCAGGGACGGCCGUCUCACUGGAGAGGAUGAGGAAGGUGCCACCACCAUCGGUGUUGAUAGAGGACUGGUAACCCCUGUCCCCUGGAGAGUCACUGGUGGUGACAUUACCAGCCCCACAGUGGCCAGCAUCCAUGGGAAAGAUGAUGAUGAGGUGAGAGGAGUGGGGCAGAGGUCCAAGGGGAAGCCAGACCAUGUGGCUACCAUGACCCCCCACCAGUGGGAUGACAUGGAGGCCACUGUCACUGUCCCAGCGGAGGGGACCAGCGUCCGCCCAGCCACUACUGAGUGGGACCGCACCACUGUGCCAGUGACAGCUAGCAGCCGCAAGGCAGGAAUGGGCACUGCGUUGGGCACAGGAGGGAGUGGGGAAGUGGGGACAGCCACCUCCCGACCCCCCCGUGUGGAGGCACGGCCCGGGACAGGGAUCAGGGUCCAUCCAGGGGGAGCAGGGCUGGACAAGACACCCAGGACGGACAAAGCACCAUCCCCAAGUGGGAAGCCCAGCAGCUGGGCGUCGAGCGGGGCCCAGACAAGUGUUGGUGGCUACGAUGGCGAUGCUGGGGGCAGGUCACAUGCCACCAAAGCAGCAACCAGCCCCGUUCCACGGGCAGGGCAAGACAUGGGCAGCACGGCAGCAGGCAGGGGCCGGGGGCAGAGGCGAGGCGGAGGGAGCGGAACAGCAGCGCCCGAGGCCGGGCCCGGCCGCCUGCCCGGGCAGCAUGGCAGGAGGCAGGAGGGGGCUGGGGCACCGGGCACCAUGGCCACGCUGGGCCGCAGCCGGCAGCUGGACCAGUUUAAACGCGCUGACGAGCUCCAUGUCCGUGAGAGGGCCUUCUACAGUCUCGGCGGGGCUGGCGGCGGCCCCCACGGCCCCUACCCCGGCCUUGGCAGCGCCGACAGCAGCCAGUCCUCCGAGGGGGACCAGGGCAGCCACAGCGAGAGCGGACAGACGGGACUGCAGCCCUCAGGGUGGGGAUCCCCCGCGUAUCCCCAAGGCCGCUGGAUCCAGGGGCCUCUGUGA
This is a messenger RNA of Cinclus cinclus, 2211 nucleotides long. It is a transcript of the gene MEPE, whose product is annotated as matrix extracellular phosphoglycoprotein. Gene Ontology annotation, molecular function: extracellular matrix protein binding. The record is from RefSeq and is a predicted model, not a curated record. Gene Ontology annotation, cellular component: extracellular matrix. Bases 19 to 2211 code for a protein of 730 amino acids. Gene Ontology annotation, biological process: biomineral tissue development. Lineage: Eukaryota; Metazoa; Chordata; Aves; Passeriformes; Cinclidae. The transcript is spliced from 4 exons.